CAGGACAUGAAGGAGUCGAGGAGAUGAUCCCCGUUUUCUAGAAAUCAAAGUGUUUGUCGGAGGUGUUUUUUUAAAGUGAAUUAUAAAGCAUACGGUUUUUUCUUGGAGCCAGUUUAGAGACGACCUCAUGAACCGGUUGUCAAAUAUAUUGACAAUAUUAUGAUGUUAAACUCGGUGAUAUUUCCGGAUGUGAAAAAAUAUAACAGAAGCGUUUUAAGAAGAUAAACCAUUAUGGAUUUAGAAGAAGCGAAAAAGCGGUCAACCUAUUCGACAACUAUGGAGACAAGUUAUGGUGCUAAUUCAGCCACUACAUCUGCUCGUGCAAGAGGAAGAAGCUUUCAAGAAGGAGAAUUCCACUCUCCACCUGGUUCAGAGAAGAAUCGUCAGUCAUUCACAGAAGACUCCAUGCGUUGGCAAAGACGGCAUUCGAAUGUUUCAGCCUGUUCAUCAUAUCCUUCACUAAGCAGUAAUCUGAGUAACUCUGACAGUGAUAAAGGACACAAGCAGGAGAUUGUUGUCUUUGCUGACAAGCCUUCUGAGAAAUUGUUUUGUAUGAUUUGUUCCGAUGUCUUCCAUGAUCCUGUGAUCACUUCAUGUGGACAUUCAUUCUGUCGUAGCUGUGUCUUACUACACAAGGUUGAACAUUGUCCUGUUGACAACAGUAACCUGGUUGUUGUUGUUUCAAACUUAGCGGUGUUGGAACAGAUUGGUGAGCUAUUGGUUCAUUGUAAAUAUGGCUGCAUGCCUUCUGCGACAGAGGAAGGAAAAUAUGAAGUCAAUUCUGCAGGUUGCCCAGUCAAAGUAAAACUGAAUUCAAGGCAGGAGCAUGAACAAAGCUGUCAGUAUGCUCCAAUGCAAUGCCCUAACAGCACUCUUUGUCCUGCUGUUUUGAAAAUGAAUCUUGAGGACCACCUUCAACACUGCGAACACAUUAAGUGCAUGCAUUUUAAAUAUGGAUGUAAUUUUGAGGGAACUGAUUCUGAAGUGCAAGAGCAUUUAAAUACAUGCAAGUUUGAACCAAUGAAAGAAUUUUUACAACACUCGGCAGAUCAGAUAGAAGACCUUCAAACCGACUUGAAAAAUAAAGAUCAGGAAAUCACAUUUCUGAGAUCAAUGUUGGUUAAAAUGACAGAAAGGAUUGAACGUGUUGAAAAAACUGUUGAUAUCCGACUGGAUUUCCUUGAUGAAGGACAUACUAAACUGUCAUCAGAAAUAAUGGAAACCAGAAGAGCGAUGACGAAGUUGAAGGACGACAUUUCCGACGUCGAAGUGCGGUUAUGGGGAGCUGGAUCGUUCGACAUCUAUCCAUUGUUCAAGUGCCGAGGAACGUUUGUUGGUCACCAGGGUCCAAUUUGGGCGUUGUGUGUCUCUAAUGGUGAAUGGCUGUACAGUGGGUCGUCUGAUAAAACAAUCAAGGUGUGGGACACUCAAAGCACAUACAAUUGCGUGAAGACAAUGGAUGGACACGCUGGAAUCGUCCUUACCCUCUGCUCUGACGGAAAACGAUUGUAUAGUGGUUCAUCAGAUUGCACAAUAAACAUAUGGGAUUGUUCAUCUUUGGAGUUUGUUGAGAAGAUACGAGGACAUGAAAAUCCCGUGUGCACUUUGGUGACAAAGAAAAACAAGUUAUUCAGUGGAUCUUUGAAAAAGAUCAAGGUUUGGGAUUUAGAGACUCUCAAACAAGUAAACGAACUGACCGAGCUUAAUCACUGGGUACGAGCUUUGGUUGCGUCUGAGAACUAUUUGUACAGCGGAUCCUACCAAACAAUCAAGAUUUGGGAUUUGGACACUCUUGAGUGUGUUCACGUCCUUGAAGCAUCUGGUGGAAGUGUUUAUUCUCUGGCUGUGACCAAAGAACAUAUCAUUUGUGGUACCUAUGAAAACUCUAUUAUAGUGUGGGACCUCAAUAACUACAAACGUCUGACAACGUUGAAUGGUAGGGCCCAGUUCAACCUUCUGUUCUUUUCACCUCUGUUGCAAGACAUUCAUUAGUGGUAUUCUGUAUUCUUAGGUCAUGUUGGGACCGUUUACGCCCUGACUGUCCUAAGCACGCCAGGACAAACAAGGUUAUUUAGCGCGUCUUACGAUCGUUCUUUGAGGGUGUGGAAUUUAGAUAGUUUGGCGUGCGUACAGACAUUAUUAAGGCAUCAGGGAAGCGUGUCGGCCCUAGCUGUCUCUAGAGGAAGAAUAUUUUCAGGAGCAAUGGACAGCACAGUUAA
Messenger RNA from Dendronephthya gigantea, 2219 nucleotides. Its product is annotated as E3 ubiquitin-protein ligase TRAF7-like. The coding region runs from base 232 to 1992 and encodes 586 amino acids. Gene Ontology annotation, biological process: Notch signaling pathway; ribosomal large subunit assembly. The transcript is spliced from 24 exons. Gene Ontology annotation, cellular component: nucleolus. Lineage: Eukaryota; Metazoa; Cnidaria; Anthozoa; Malacalcyonacea; Nephtheidae. The record is from RefSeq and is a predicted model, not a curated record. Gene Ontology annotation, molecular function: zinc ion binding; protein binding.